This is a messenger RNA of Aphanomyces astaci, 1002 nucleotides long. RefSeq lists its product as hypothetical. The record is from RefSeq and is a predicted model, not a curated record. NCBI's taxonomy places the organism in Eukaryota, Oomycota, Saprolegniomycetes, Saprolegniales, Verrucalvaceae. The transcript is spliced from 4 exons. Gene Ontology annotation, molecular function: protein binding. Bases 27 to 896 code for a protein of 289 amino acids.
CGGAUAUUAUUCGGGAUAGAAAUCCGAUGUUUCGAGCCGUGUUCGCAGCAGCGACGCGGCCUGUUGCUCUGCACCGGCCUCUCUCAAGAUACGUCCAUCAGAAACAGAGCUACGAGGAGCUCAAGGCUGACUUUGCGCGCUGGGCAAGGAAGGAAGUUGUGCUGGUUGGACUCUUCUUGGCCACAGGACUUGGCGCGGUGGCGGCGUAUACGUACCGCUCCGACGCCCCGUUGCAUCAAAUCGUGUACUGCAUCAACCAAGCUACUAUCGCCGCGGAGAAAGGCAAUGCUUUGGAAGCACGACAGCUCACGCAACGAGCGUAUGCAAUUGCCCAGUCUGUGAGUCCCCACGAACGGCACUUGCAUGAACUUGCAUUUUCCAUAGCCGCGCAAUACGAAGCCGCGGAACAGUUUCACUUGGCCAAGAAGUACUACAUCGAUUCGUUGGAACACAUUCCGUACAUCAGGAACGCCGCGGAAAAGGCAGAGCUAACGCGGAUGAUCACUCUGGAUCGGAUUGCUCAAUGCUGCCACAAUUUGUACAAGCAACAUAUAUCACCCUCGUUAUAUGAACCUUAUCUUAUUAGGUCCGACGUCAAGGAUGCCGUCCGAUACUACGAGAAAGCACUGGAACUGCACGUGCAGUACAAGAUCUCCACGUGUACACCCAUGGACGUUGAAGGUUGCGGUAUUUGGUUCAAUUAUGGUCGACUAUGCUUGGACAUGGACCAACCCGAGAAGGCGAAACCGUUGUUCGAUACAGCCAAACGCGUUGCGAUCAAGUGCAAUUUGCCCCAAGACAAGAUCGACCUGAUUGACGACCAGUUGGCCGUGGCCAGCCGCCACGAAAACGGCCCUGUCGACAUCACUCAGCAACAUCCCCAUGAAGUAAUGUAGAGUGUCAGUCACUACACACAGUCCCGACAUUCCCAGACGUUUAUAAGCCUGAGAAGUUUAGUGGUGAAACAUCCAAAAGUAGACAUAAUGUGACAUUCAAGUGAAC